AUGUUCACCUCGAACAACGCACAAUCUGCACCCGUAGAUGCUGGUCACCCCAGAAUGAGCGAUCAGCUCUUGAACACCGAUAAUGUCACCUAUGUUAUGAGUGUUAGAAUAACAAGAAACGGAAUGAUGGAAGUGGUAUUAUUACCCGUUGCCGACAUUAAAUGCACUCUGGCACGACCUUGGAUUGCUCCAUUGUAUCUGGCUAUCAUUCCCUUUGUUGAAAGUUCCUGGAAUUCUUCAACAACUGGUCUCAAAAAGGAAUCCAAGUCCUUUGGUUUCUUUGGGGCACCUAUGAUUGCUAGCUGUAAGAUAUUCUUGUUUUCAUACUUUGAUAGAAGGUGA
Molecule: messenger RNA, 342 nt
Organism: Auanema sp. JU1783
Lineage: Eukaryota; Metazoa; Nematoda; Chromadorea; Rhabditida; Rhabditidae
Source: the annotation of a GenBank genome assembly